CUCUCUGUCCCUCUAGAUAGAUCCAUAUCAUGUACUCUGCAUUUCCUCAUAGAUGAUGUUUCUCUCCCUGGAUACAGAGUUUUGUUCGGUUUAUGAGAGGAAGAAGUCCUCAGACAAUCUUAACUGAUCUGGACCCAGGCCUCAGAGAUGCAGUGAGGGGCGAAUUACCAAACACAAAACACGUUACUUGCAUAUGGAAUAUUUUGCCCAAGGUAUCAAGUUGGUUCUCUGUUCCACUUGGAUCUCAAUAUGCAGACUUCAGAUCUGAGUUUGAUGCAUUGCAUUGUGUAGAGAAUACAGAGGACUUUGAGUUACGAUGGAAUGAAAUGGUUUCUCAGUUUGGACUGGGUUCAGAUAAACACAUUGCUUUACUUCAUUCAAUUCGGACUUCUUGGGCUUUGUGCUAUACAAGGGGUCACUUUCUUGCUCGAAUGACAAGUGUUGCAUUUUUUAGAUCUGUAGACUCAUUCCUGAAAGGAAUCUUCAGCCCAAAUGCAUGCUUGCGUAGUUUUUUUGACCAGGUAGGAAUAUCGGCUACUUUUCAAAACCAGUCACACCAUGAAAUGCAGUAUAUGCCUUCCAAAGCGUGCAUUCCAAUGGAAGAGCAUGCUCGAAGCAUUCUAACACCUUUUGCAUUCAAUGCUUCGCAAAAUGAACUCGUGCUGGCCAUGCAAUAUGCAAUGUCUGAAUUGGCUGAUGGUUCCUACCUUUUACGCCAUUAUAAGAAGAUGGAUGGCGACUGUCUUGUCAUGUGGAUGCCAGAAGAAGAGCAUAUUCACUGCUCAUGUAAGGAAUUUGAAUCUUCAGGGAUUUUAUGCAGACAUGCCCUUUCUGUUUUUAUUAGAAAGAAUUACUUUCAACUUCCCGAUAAAUACUUCAUUACUAGAUGGCGCCGAGAAAGCUCUAUAACAUGUUAUGAUGAACCUGCUCCUCAAGAUACUGACAAUGAAUGGUUUCGAGAAUAUCAGUCCCUCAGUGAGUCGCUGUUCACAGAAUCGUCGCUUACAAGGGGGCGUACCAAUUAUGUCCACAGGGAAUUAAUGAAAGAAGUCAGGAGGAUCCUUGAAGAAGUUAGGAGCAUGCCAGAGACCGAUGGCAUCGCAGUGGAUUUGACACUUUCUCCAACUGGAUGAUCUUUCUGAUGGUGCUUGUGUUACUUACACGUGCCUGAGCUUCUUGCAUUUUUCACAUGAAGAACUGAGAAGAUGAUUGAAAAUGGUCAGAAAUGUGAAGAGAAGUGAAGAUCUUUUACUCUGUUUCCGCGGUCGAGCACGAGAGGGAGUGGACCGUACAUGCAGGGACUUGAUAUAGACAUCAUUACUCUGCCAUCGCCCAUCGGUGGCUCCAAGUGAAUCACUCCUGAAGCUGAAGAUAAAGAACCAAGGAUGAGGACAUUGGCACGAGGUACUCUUUGUACGAUUUGUAGGCAAAAAAUAACUGAAGUAGAUUAGCUGCAUUUCACCAACAAAGACGAAUGUCUUGAUGAGAAAGCUUAGUUCGUUUCUGUUAUUCCAUUUCUUUUGUGAA
This is a messenger RNA of Syzygium oleosum, 1527 nucleotides long. RefSeq names its product putative protein FAR1-RELATED SEQUENCE 10. Gene Ontology annotation, molecular function: zinc ion binding. The transcript is spliced from 2 exons. Bases 93 to 1133 code for a protein of 346 amino acids. Lineage: Eukaryota; Viridiplantae; Streptophyta; Magnoliopsida; Myrtales; Myrtaceae. The record is from RefSeq and is a predicted model, not a curated record. Gene Ontology annotation, biological process: regulation of DNA-templated transcription.